CCCAUUGCACCGGUAAAAGACUUCACAAACACAUACAUUCAAUCUCCCUUCUCUCUCUCUCUCUCUCAACGCCAUCUUCCUCUUCUUCCAAGCUCUCUCUUUUCUUUCGUCUCCUUGGGAUUUCUUUGGGUUUUUAUUUAUGGACAAAGGAUGGGGGCUUACCCUUGAUUCUGAUCCUGGAACUAAAUUCUUCCCCAACAAGACCAAUUCCGGAGGACCUUUCUUCAGGUUGAAGCAACAGCGAGACAUGUUUCAGUUCCCCGUUAGCCUUGCUGGCUUCAGGGAGGACCAUCAGGGCACCUCCUCGUCCUCCUCGCCUUCUGGUCAGGAGAAGCGACCGGUGGCUGUUGAUGAGGUCGAUUUUUUCUCUGAUAAGAAAACCAGGGUUGUUGUUGGUGGGGAUGACAAAACGGGUACUGUCAGCGUCAAGAAGGAGACUUCUCAUGGUGAAGCCGCUCCAGGCUCUGAUUUGGAUGUAAAUACCGGGUUGCAUCUUCUCACUGCUAACGCUGGAAGUGAUCAAUCAACGGUUGAUGAUGGGGUAUCGUCGGAUAUGGAAGACAAGCGAGCCAAGAAUGAGCUAGCGCAAUUGCACGUGGAGUUACAACGUAUGAAUGCUGAAAACCAGAAGUUGAGAGACAUGCUUAGUCAUGUCAGCAACAAUUACAGUGCUCUUCAAAUGCAUCUUGUUACCUUAAUGCAACAGCAAAGGAAUCAGGGAGCCGAAAGCACCCAAGAACAUGAGGUUCGACAAGGAAAAUCUGAAGAGAAGAAACACGACGUGAUAGUGCCUAGACAAUUUAUGGAUCUAGGCCCAUCAGGCACAGCUGAGGCAGAUGAGAUGUCUCAUUCUUCAUCAGAAGAAAGAACACAAUCAGGGUCGCCUCCAAGCAACGCUGAAAUUGCAUCCAAGAAUUAUGUCAAGAGCAAAAAUGAGAUUUCUCAGUUUGAUCAGGAGACUUCUAGUUUCCGCGAUGGCAAGAGAAUUGGUAGAGAAGAAAGCCCGGAAUCUGAGGGCUGGGGUCCUAACAAAGCCCAAAAGUUGAAUCCUGCCAAGCCAGUUGAUCAAUCCACUGAGGCCACCAUGAGGAAAGCUCGUGUUUCAGUUCGAGCUCGAUCAGAAGCUCCCAUGAUCACUGAUGGAUGCCAAUGGAGAAAAUACGGACAAAAGAUGGCAAAGGGAAACCCCUGUCCUCGAGCUUAUUACCGAUGCACUAUGGCAGUUGGUUGUCCUGUCCGUAAACAAGUUCAACGCUGCGCGGAAGAUAGAACAAUCUUGAUAACAACUUACGAGGGCAACCACAACCACCCUCUUCCUCCUGCUGCGAUGGCAAUGGCAUCAACAACAGCAGCAGCCGCUAGCAUGCUGCUUUCAGGGUCGAUGCCCAGUGCAGAUGGGAUCAUGAACCAAAAUUUGCUAGCCAGGGCAAUCCUUCCAUGCUCCUCAAGCGUGGCAACGAUUUCAGCUUCUGCUCCAUUCCCAACUGUAACAUUGGACCUUACACACUCACCAAACCCUUUACAAUUCCAAAGACCUCCCACCCAAUUCCAAGUCCCUUUUCCAGGCCAACCCCAGAACUUUGCGUCUGUAGCAGCCCCUCAAUUGCCUCAAGUCAUUGGUCAAGCACUGUAUAAUCAGUCAAAGUUCUCAGGCUUACAGUUGUCUCAAGACAUGGGGUCUGCACAGUUAGGCCACCAAGUGCCACAUCCACAACUGCAGCAGCCUCAACAGCCCACACUGGCUGACACAGUAAGCGCUGCCACGGCUGCCAUCACUGCUGAUCCCAGCUUCACCGCCGCUCUCGCAGCCGCCAUCACCUCCAUAAUUGGUGGUGGUGCUCACCCAAAUAGUAGCAGCAACACUUCCAACAACAACAACAACAACAGCAAUGCCAACACCACCACAACCAGCAGACAAUAAAACUCAGCGGUUUUUCCGUGGAAAAUUAAUUAGAGACAACCUUUUUAACCUCUUGUUAUUAAUUUUUUUUUCGAUGUUCUUUCAUUGGGGGAUGAGAAGGAGAUUACAUGUUUAUAUUUUUUGUACUUUGCUGUGGGAGAGGGGUUAGAAUACGUACACAAGCUUCAUUCUUUCUUAUCAUUGUUUCACUUUUGAAUAAUUUCAUUCAGAUUUUCUCAAAGUAAAUAUACAAAAAACAUGAGCAUAAUGUCCUUUUUCAGUC
Messenger RNA from Theobroma cacao (cacao), 2183 nucleotides. RefSeq names its product WRKY transcription factor 6-like. Gene Ontology annotation, molecular function: DNA-binding transcription factor activity; sequence-specific DNA binding. The record is from RefSeq and is a predicted model, not a curated record. Gene Ontology annotation, biological process: regulation of DNA-templated transcription. Lineage: Eukaryota; Viridiplantae; Streptophyta; Magnoliopsida; Malvales; Malvaceae.